UGAUUUGGGGUUUAACAUACCACUGAAAAGCAAUAAAUCAUCAGCAAAAACAAGUGCUGUGGAGCCUCUUGAUAGUUCAGUUACAGUUUUGAAUUUUUGUUAUUGGACUGCAAUGGAGAGGGUUAGCCGAAGGCUAUGUCAGAUCCAAAGACAGUUACAGUUACAUACAAUGUCGUCCCAUGAGGGUCCAAGUGAGACCUUGAAGAGAAAGAUUGCUGAAUUGCAGAAGAUGAGGAAAAGCAAGAAGAACCUUAAGAUAAAGAAGGACCAGUUCAUUGUCGAAGUUCCCGAGUCCAAAUCCUACCUUGACACUGCUUCUUUGCCUAUGAUUCUCACUGUUGUUGGCGUUGGCCUCUUCACUAAGCUCCUCAUGAUGCACGAUGAUUCAAGGUCGCAGGAACUGAUAGAGCGAAAAAUAAAGAAUGCUCCUGCUGGGCAAGGCACGGUUAGAAUGUUGAGUCAUGAGGAGUGGGAAGAAAUUCGAGAAGUGAGGCCUAGAACUCCCUUUGAAUCCAAGCUUGCGCGUCCUAAUGCACGAAUUAGAACUGGUGAACAACUACACAAGGAGGAUUUGAAGGAUUGGACCAUUGAUGUGCUCACAGAUGCACUCACCCGAGUUGAAGAAACUGCUAGACAGAGUUCCAAGUGACUCGACUUUGAUGCCUGGUGUACAUAAUGAUACAUACUGUUGGAGAGUAUAACACUGGAAAUGUGCUGCCAUUGCAUCAAAUUAGUUAGCCCUAUACAAAUGGCAUCCGUAACUAACUCUAUAAAAGUUUCAGUUCUUUAGGCUUUUUCUUUUGUUUCCCCAUGAUAUACCACAUUUUUUAGUUGAUUGGGUUGAGAAAAGAAGGAUGAUUGAAUGGCUGUAACAUCUUCAAACUUGCAUGUUCACAUAUACUUGGGCUUCUUCGGUUAUCAAGUUUACUUUUAAAGCUGAUAUGAAUCAUAUAGUUGCAUAAAAAUUACUUAAUGAGUAGAUGAUAGUUAUGUGGC
This is a messenger RNA of Quercus robur (English oak), 996 nucleotides long. RefSeq lists its product as uncharacterized. The transcript is spliced from 5 exons. Bases 113 to 649 code for a protein of 178 amino acids. NCBI's taxonomy places the organism in Eukaryota, Viridiplantae, Streptophyta, Magnoliopsida, Fagales, Fagaceae. The record is from RefSeq and is a predicted model, not a curated record.